This is a messenger RNA of Fomitopsis serialis, 299 nucleotides long. RefSeq lists its product as uncharacterized. Gene Ontology annotation, cellular component: mitochondrial membrane. Gene Ontology annotation, molecular function: iron-sulfur cluster binding. The transcript has a single exon. Bases 69 to 236 code for a protein of 55 amino acids. Lineage: Eukaryota; Fungi; Basidiomycota; Agaricomycetes; Polyporales; Fomitopsidaceae. Gene Ontology annotation, biological process: respiratory electron transport chain; aerobic respiration. The record is from RefSeq and is a predicted model, not a curated record.
CCGGUGGAUGGCUGACUCCCGGGUGUGUAUUCGGAAUGAUUUUGCGCUGGUGAAGCGUGUAGAUUGACAUGAAUGCGGUACAGGACGCGUAUUCGGCCCAACGGAUGGAGAACUUGCAGAACGAGCUGAGUUUGUACCGGUGCCACACGAUCUUCAACUGCGCACGGACAUGCCCGAAGGGUCUUAACCCCGCUGCGGCGAUCGCGAAGAUCAAGCUGGAGCUUGCUGCGGACUAAAUGUACUUGCACGCAUGAGGGUGUACGGUACGCGCGUGUUCAUUUGGGAGGAUUGGCACUGCA